This is a messenger RNA of Candidozyma duobushaemuli, 1425 nucleotides long. Its product is annotated as cysteine protease. The transcript has a single exon. The coding region runs from base 1 to 1425 and encodes 474 amino acids. The record is from RefSeq and is a predicted model, not a curated record. Gene Ontology annotation, molecular function: protein-phosphatidylethanolamide deconjugating activity. NCBI's taxonomy places the organism in Eukaryota, Fungi, Ascomycota, Pichiomycetes, Serinales, Metschnikowiaceae.
AUGUCACUCGACCAUCUGGAGGAGAACGCCACUACGUCCUCACGUGAAUCAGAAGUAAAUGUCUCGGGCCUCGGCAAGGAUGUCGGUAUUGCUCAAAAUGCAACAAAUCCACAAGCAGCCACAGAAUCACAAACCACCACAUCCGAUCAGCCCAACACGUUCCAAAAUGCAUUAGCCCAGUUCUGGCAGAGACUCAGAUCGCCAGAACUACUGGAAGAUGAGAUUAACGGCCCCGUAGUCAUCAUGGGGACCUCUUAUACGGGCAAUCUAACUCUGCCGGAGAUUGAGCAUGCAAUCCAACGCAGGCUCUGGUUUACUUAUAGAACGGGGUUCGAACCUAUCCCUCGAUCCUUGGACGGGCCUAGUCCACUUUCCUUUUUAGGCUCGAUGAUAGUCCACGGUGUGAACCCCCAUGGUGCCUUUACGGGCUUCUUCGAUAACAACAGCUUCAAGUCAGACGUGGGCUGGGGAUGCAUGAUCAGAACGGCCCAGUGUUUACUAGCUAAUACGCUUCAGACGGUGUUAGUACGGGCCGCUAUUGCCGAGGGUAAUACGCCAGAUUGGCUGGCCAUCAAUAGCCAGGUGGUUGCCUUGUUCCAGGACUCCUACAGCAGCCCCUUUUCGUUGCAUAAUUUUGUUGGGGUGGCGUCUCAUCUGCCUUUGAAGGUGAAACCAGGGCAGUGGUUUGGACCUAGUGCCGCAUCUUUGUCUAUUAAACGUCUUUGUACCAAGGCUAAUGAGAAUUCCGGUUCGACUGUCUCGGUUGUGCCUCGCUUGAAUGUCAUGAUUUGCGAGAGCUGUGACCUCCAUGAUGACGAGAUAAAGACCGCCCUAAAAGAGAUGAGUCCGCUUCUUCUCUUGUUCCCAAUCCGUCUCGGUAUAGAGACCAUCAACUCGAUCUACUACCCAAGUCUUUUCCAGCUUUUGUCGUUAACGAAUUCCAUGGGUAUUUCAGGAGGCAAGCCUUCUUCAAGCUACUACUUUUUUGGCUACCAAGGUGAACUGCUUCUUUACUUGGAUCCCCACUCUUCGCAGCAGGUAGACGAGACCAACGGUUCUUACAAGCCGCUCUCGUGCAACACUGUGCCUAUAUCAGGACUUGAUCCCUCUAUGGUUGUGGGACUUUUGGUUGAAUCGUACGAUGACUAUCAGUCACUUAAGACCGAACUACAAGGACGAAACAAGAUCGUUCAUUUCCACGACCGUGCCCCUGCGAGAAGGUCCGUAUCGCAUUCUACCCAUGAGCGUAGCACCGAGACUGACAGAAAGGGUGAAAAUGCGGGUGAUCUCAGUGAUUUUGUCGAUAUCGGGGACGAUUUCGGUUCAGAGGAGGAGGGAGCUGAAGAUACAUCGCACUCCAUGGCUGCGAAAUACGACAUUGUCGAGGGUCCUUCGAAAGUCACAGUAUUAGAGGAUGAGAAUUAA